This is a messenger RNA of Stegastes partitus (bicolor damselfish), 3107 nucleotides long. RefSeq names its product fizzy/cell division cycle 20 related 1b (gene fzr1b). Gene Ontology annotation, molecular function: ubiquitin ligase activator activity; protein binding; anaphase-promoting complex binding. Gene Ontology annotation, cellular component: anaphase-promoting complex. The transcript has 14 exons. Gene Ontology annotation, biological process: positive regulation of ubiquitin protein ligase activity; anaphase-promoting complex-dependent catabolic process; positive regulation of anaphase-promoting complex-dependent catabolic process. The coding region runs from base 273 to 1736 and encodes 487 amino acids. NCBI's taxonomy places the organism in Eukaryota, Metazoa, Chordata, Actinopteri, Pomacentridae. The record is from RefSeq and is a predicted model, not a curated record.
UGAUUCGGUCGCCAUCUUUGUCGCGAACAUAAACAACACCAGGGAGUCGCAGGUCUGGCGUUUGGAUGAACCGCCGCCGCUCGCCGGAAAACCACGACGGUCUCCCCGCCGCAGCGCCGCUCGCUUCCCCCGGAGAUGACGGUUGACCCGGUGACCUGAGCCGCCGUGUCACAGUCGAGAUGGGGCUCCUCUGCGGGUUUCCUCACCGGCAGGGAGCGGAGGUUUAAAGGGGCUCGGGGAGGGCAGCAGAGGGGCCUUGCUGCUCGUCAGAGAUGGACCAAGAGUACGAGAGACGGCUGCUGAGGCAAAUCAACCACCAGAACCUGCCCACGGAGAGCCGCCUGACCAAGUGCUUAAGUGCGACCUGCAGCCCUGUCAGUGUUAAGUCGGGGGACCGCUUCAUUCCCACCCGAGCUGGAAGCAACUGGAGCAUCAACUUCCACUACGCCAACGAGAACUGUCGCUCUCCCAGUCAGAACCAUAAAGCGAAGGACGCCAGCUCAGACUCAAGCAAAGAUGCUGUGGCGUACGCGGCCCUGCUGAGGAACGAGUUGCUCGGGGCCGGGAUAGAAACUGUGCCGGACCCCCACACAGACGACCGGCGGCAUGCAGUCCUCUCUCAAGACUCUCACAGCCUUUUUAGGUACACUGUCCACACUAAGAGAGUGCCUUUCGAUAGCGAUAAUGAAGUCUCACCGUACUCCCUUUCUCCGCUUAGUAACAAGAGUCACAAGCUGCUCCGCUCCCCUCGCAAACCAGCGCGAAAGAUCUCCAAGAUCCCCUUCAAAGUGCUGGACGCUCCGGAGCUGCAGGACGACUUCUACCUCAACCUGGUAGACUGGUCAGCGGGCAACCUGCUCAGCGUGGGCCUGGGAGCCUGCGUCUACCUGUGGAGUGCCUGCACCAGCCAGGUGACAAGGUUAUGUGACCUUUCAGUGGAUGGAGACUCUGUUACAUCAGUUUGUUGGAAUGAAAGGGGGAGUCUGGUCGCCGUUGGAACACACAAGGGUUACGUCCAGAUCUGGGACGCAGCAGGAGGGAGGAAGCUGACCAGUCUGGAGGGCCACUCAGCCCGAGUAGGUGCCCUGGCGUGGAAUGGGGAGCAGCUGUCGUCUGGAAGCCGGGACAGAGUGAUCCUGCAGCGGGAUGUCAGAACGCCACCCUCUGCUGAGAGGAGGCUGCAAGGUCACAGGCAGGAAGUGUGUGGUCUCAAAUGGUCUCCUGACCACCAGCACCUCGCGUCUGGAGGCAACGACAACAAGUUGUUGGUGUGGAACAGCUCCAGCCUCCUCCCCGUGCAGCAGUACAGUGACCACCUGGCGGCGGUGAAGGCCAUCGCCUGGUCUCCCCACCAACACGGGCUGCUGGCGUCGGGCGGCGGCACCGCCGACCGCUGCCUGCGUUUCUGGAACACGCUGACGGGUCAGGCGCUGCAGAGCACAGACACCGGCUCCCAAGUCUGCAACCUGGCCUGGUCCAAACACGCCAACGAACUGGUGAGCACCCACGGUUACUCUCAGAACCAGAUCCUGGUGUGGAAGUACCCGUCACUCACGCAGGUGGCCAAGUUGACAGGACACUCCUACAGAGUCUUAUAUCUGGCGGUGUCACCAGAUGGAGAGGCCAUCGUCACGGGAGCUGGGGACGAGACACUACGUUUCUGGAACGUCUUCAGUAAGACACGCUGCACAAAGGAGUCAAAGUCAGUGCUGAACCUCUUCACAAGAAUACGAUAGUAAACAGCCUGAGACAGGACUGCUUUUUGAGAAGAGCCUCCCGGGCUGCAGUUGAAAUGCACAGUGUCACGAACACAACGACAACAACGACAGCAGCAGCACUCACGGACUAGCCUGUAGACCCCCUCUCCUCUCGGCAUCAACUGUCAGCGCACCAACCUCCACUGCGACACUUUUUUUCUACGAAGGAUGCAGCCCGAACUUCCAACGACAACUGCCAUCCCUCAAAGUGAUGUCACUGAGUUUCAAAAAGAAAAAAAAGAAACUAAACUAAACAAGAGGUCUGAGGGUUGUACUAUGAAGCAGGAUCAAGGUGUUAGCAAGGUAUGAGGAGCCUGAAGAGUUGUCACGAAGGGUGCUCUCGUUUAACCUGCUACAUCGCCAUGGUAACUGAUGCUGCAACCUGCUCCAGAGGAGAUAGCGUUGACAGAUUGGGAUCGGCUCUAAGAAGCGUCACCCUUUCUCCAGUUCUUUUCCUGACGGUGUGAUGUAGAUUCUCAGCUGAGGAUUACUUUACAUGACAAACCUCUUGAGCUGGUGAUCUCACAACAUUUGAUUUACAGCCCAUGCUGCAGCUAAUAGAGUGCAGACUGGAAAAAAUAAUCAUUUUAAUGGCAUUUAUCGCUCAAAAUAUUCAAUCAAUACCUUUAAGUUACUGAGAUUUGGUGAAAAACUGAAGCGUAUCCUUCAUUAUGGGACAGUUUCAGACCGACACGCACUUCGUGAGCGUUAUGUCUCCAGUGUAGAAAUAAGCAGCUGCAUUGAGGAUGUGAUUGGUAAAAUAUAUAUAUAUAUGCUGACAUACACAGUUAUCAGUUUUCUGCCAUCUUACAUCAUUUGCAAUCAGUGUGUUUUUUCCUAUAAUGCAUUUUAUAGUCAUCAUAACACCCUGCUCCUCUUGAAUGAAGCAGGUUUCGCACUAUCGGUUCUUUUUGUGGAAGAAGAUUCAUGUGUCACAUCAAAGUCUGAAAAAGAAAAACGUUGAUAACUAUCUCAGACUGGAGUUCUAGGUUUUGUUGAGCCAGCUAACACUAAGAAAGCCUGGAUUUGUUGAUCUUGCUUCGUAGUACACCCCUCCGUUGUCUUGACAGAUUUUGUCUGCUUCAAAAAAAAAAAAAAAAAAAGUCGGUCUUGUUCUCUUUUCUGUUGUGGAAGUGAUUUUAUUAUAUAUUAGCAGAAAUAUACAUGUACAAGAGUUCUAAGCUAUAUAACGUAACGACGGGACAUUUUUAAAAAGGCUCUCCUUUGUAACAGAGAGAAGAUGAAGCCUGGCUGGCGUACGGGGGGGUUUCUAUAUUUUGAUAAUGUGUGAAUAUGAUCUACAGCAGUAUGCAACGGAAGAGAAACAAUAAAUAAAUGAACAAACACACA